[Candida] anglica is the source of this 2505-nucleotide messenger RNA. The record is from the annotation of a GenBank genome assembly. Lineage: Eukaryota; Fungi; Ascomycota; Pichiomycetes; Serinales; Debaryomycetaceae.
AAAUAGGUGAACUCUUGGUAUACAAAUUCAUACUCCCAGUGUACCGGUAUACCAGUUACCAGAUAGAUUAAGGUGCUGUAUUGUUUUACCAAAGUACAACAAAUAAAGCAGAACAACCUAGGGAUCGUUCACAGGCAUCAGUUUGUUGCAGUAGAGACAGAUUGAAUAAACCCUCUUAGCAUUAACAAGAGAAACGAAAAGACUACUACAAUAUAUCUAAAAAGGAACUUGUAUAUAUACUUUAUACGUCCAUUUUGACUCUAGAUUUGGAAAGGAGUUGAUAUUAUAUUAUAUAAAUUGUGGUGGAGUUGUACCCCACAUUUGAAAUCAUUCUCAUUAUUGGAUAUAAACUUUUAUCAAAAAAUGAACAGUUAUCAAAAGGGUGAUAUACUUGAAGUGGAAAAGAUAAACGGACUGGCUCCAAUGUAUAAUUUUAAAUCCACCAUAGUGUCGUGUACAGGGACAGAUUAUGUAUUCCUUUACGGAGGAUUCGAUGAGUUGGAUAAUCUAGAUAGUAAUGUUUAUCUCCUCAACACAAAGACUAGGACUUGGGAGGUAGAUGACAAACACCCGGGAUUAUAUAGAGAGGGACAUCUGGCAGUAUAUAUCGGACAAGGAAAUAUUUUGGUUUUUGGUGGGAUCCCUCAUGAUGAGUUCCCCACAGAAACAUCUGUUCAUUCGAUUACCGGAAAUGGGACUAGAUUUGAGAAGGAUAGUCUUAUGAUGGUUUACAAUAUAUUCAGCCGAACAUGGGUCGGACCUCCUCCAUUUGCCUUGAUAAAUGCACCAUCAUCAAGAUCGCGACACGCCUGUUGCUUAUCACCCGACGGUACGAAGGUCUACAUAUCUGGGGGACUAAUAGAUUCAGCACCCUUGGAUGACUUAUAUUGCUACGAUCUAGUUGCUGGUCUGUGGACUGGACCUAUUGUAUUUGUUUCUCGAUUUAAUCAUUUUAUAUCCGAGUACGAAGGGAAGGUUUAUUCAUUUGGCGGAUUGAACAAGGAUAUGAAUCAUGUUAAUCAUACAUUGACAUGGUUUGAUUUAAAGGACCAUAGUGUAGGGGAGCUUGUAAUUUUACGACAACCCAUGGUGAAAGCCGAUAGUGUAACAGAUGAUUAUGAAGAUAAUUUUGAAAGAAGAGCCCUUGAAACUUUUUUUUCUGCUGACUAUGAACAAAUAUAUUUGGAUACAUUCAGAAAUCCGGCUGUGAAAUUGGAUAUUUCUGUACCUCGAUCACCUUAUAGCAAUAAAGAGUUCUCCAUAUCUGCAUAUGAUGUGGUAGAUUCCCGAUUUACUCCAUUGUUCAAUCUGAAAUCAUUGACUGGUUUUAAUGAAGAGAUAUUUCUCAAUACAUGGAAACAUUCCAUUGUAUCAGAUCAAGAAGGGAAACUAUUUCUUAUUGGUCACCCAGCGAGCCAGAUGCCACGUGAAGAGUCAGCAGAAGAAUCCUUAGUUGAUACAAAAUUAUCAGUAAUGAUAUCCAUCAGCCUUGCAGAUUUAGGCAUUCCGAAUACCACCUUAAUCGGAGAUAAUUCAAACCGUAAAAAUGUAAUCGGGAAUUCUUUAUCUAAUGAUUUUAAGAAUUUACUUUUAAAUAAUGAGUUUACGGAUUUCCAAAUUCUCACACUCACAAAUGAUACGGUCAAGGAAGAAUAUAAUGAUAACCCAGAGACUUUUGAAAAUGAAAUUGAAUUAAUUUUGAAAGAUAAUAGUUAUUCUUAUUCCAGAGAAAAAUUUAGUGUUAUUAGAGUUCACAAGGCAAUUCUUUUGGCUCGUUGGGAACAUUUCCAACGAGUUAUAUCAAGUGGAAUGAAUGAGACGAUAAAGGAUUUGAUGUUCAUUCCAGAACCUUACAUGUGGGUCCAAGGAAUGAUAUAUUAUCUUUAUACAAACACAAUUGAAUUUGAGCCAAUGGGAUUACCUGGUUAUUCUAUUAUAGACUACUCUGGGUUAUUAAUUCUAUCACACGUUUACUCACUUCCAGAAUUGAGAACCAAGGUUUUACAACAGUUAUAUCAUAUGGCAAAUAUUCUUGGAACUAGUAACGCUAAUAAUAUUUCCGAAACAAUGAUAGAAUUAAUAUUGAGAGUUUGGGAGAAUGUUGAAAUUGCCGAAGAGCCAGUUUUUUUGUUGAAGAUCACAUCGCUCAUUCGUGACAGAUGGUCCACCAUUAUACGAUCCAAAAUAUUUAAGGAGUUACCCAAGGAACUGAUCAUACGAUUAUGCCAAGAAUGCACUGCGGUAGAAAAUAACAUAUAUGAACUGAAGGAUUCUUUGUCUGAGUUUAGUAGAACUGGAUCAAACACUCCCGAGCCAGACAUAUUCCGGGCAAUGAAUAUUUCACCAUUACCCGAAACUCCCAAUGGUAGGACACUUCGCCUGUCUCAUGUCAACUCUCCAUUUUUACGCCUUGUUCCUAACACUACAACACACCUGGAAUUAAGAACUAUUACCAAUGGGUUUCCUCUACUCCUGCAAGCAUAUGACGAGACAGCAACGCCAUGA